Lolium rigidum is the source of this 971-nucleotide messenger RNA. Its product is annotated as E3 ubiquitin-protein ligase AIRP2-like. Gene Ontology annotation, biological process: protein ubiquitination. Gene Ontology annotation, molecular function: ubiquitin protein ligase activity. The record is from RefSeq and is a predicted model, not a curated record. Lineage: Eukaryota; Viridiplantae; Streptophyta; Magnoliopsida; Poales; Poaceae. The transcript has 5 exons. Bases 228 to 938 code for a protein of 236 amino acids.
AACAAAAGGUGGAGCGCGGCCCGGAUUAGAGUUGGACUCGGCAAAAGCGCGGCAGAGAAAUCCUAAUCCGGAGCUUAACAAGGGGAAAUCAUCCUAAUCCACUCCAACACUCAAAUCCCAUCACCCGAGGAGGAGGGAGGUUUAGGUAGGGUUCGAUCGCUUCUCGCGCGCACGUAGACGAGGAGGAGGAGGAGGAGGUCCGAGGGCCAGGGGGAACUAAUUCGUCGAUGCGCAAGUUCCAGGAGUCUGUCAAGGCUCUCGAGGCCGACAUCGACCACGCCAACACGCUGGCGUCCGAGUUCCUCAGGGACUACGACGGCUCCGUCAUCCAGAUGCGGAUGGCAUACAGCGCCGUCGCGCAUUUUCUCGUGCAGUGGACGGACUGCAGGCUCGCCAGCGCGCUAGGACUCCUCAAGAUCAUGAUAUUCAAGGUGUACCCGGAUGAUGGCACCACCAGUAUGCCGGCUUGGGAGAGGGAGGCCAACAUCAGAGAGUUCUACGGUGUUCUGUUCCCGUCGUUGCUUCAGCUGCCGAGCGGGAUCACUGAACUGGACGACAAGAAGCAGAAGAGGCUAUGCGUCGACAGGUUCCGGAGAAGGGAUGCCGGUUUCUCGCAGCUGGAUUUGGAGAGGGAGCUCGAGUGCGGCAUUUGCCUCGAGGCCAACGCCAAGAUCGUGCUGCCCGACUGCACGCACUCGCUCUGCUUGAGCUGCUUCGAACAUUGGAAUUCCAAAUCACAGUCGUGCCCCUUUUGCCGUGCCUGCCUCCAGAAGGUGAAGCCCAGCAGUUUGUGGGUUUACACCGAUGAUCGUGAUGUUGUGGACAUGGAUGCCUUGACUAGGGAAAACAUUAGACGACUGUUUAUGUACAUAAAUAAGCUACCACUUAUAGUCCUCCAUGUUGUUGACCUUGACAUUUACGAGUACACUACAAAAUAAAAUGCCAUGCUCCAUACCUGAUUGUACACUAAA